Molecule: messenger RNA, 1576 nt
Organism: Bipolaris sorokiniana ND90Pr
Lineage: Eukaryota; Fungi; Ascomycota; Dothideomycetes; Pleosporales; Pleosporaceae
Exons: 1
Coding region: 414-1292 (292 amino acids)
Source: RefSeq, a predicted model, not a curated record
CGCGUGUAUUGCCGAACAGGUGGGGCAGCCGAGUGACCUCGACAUCUACUCUUCUUCUCACGUCCUCCCAUCCCGCCAUCCCCCCGUCCCUGCUGACCCUCUAGAGUCGAUGCAAGAGCGUCAAGACUGUACACCAACGAUAACACGCUCCUCACGCUCUUGCACGUCUCACCAAAGAGGUAGGCCAGCCGAGUCCGUUCCGAUUCCCGGUCUGGUUGCACAGCCCUCUCGCAGCCCGAUUAGCUAGCACCUGCCUCGUACCUUGGGAUCUCACCAUCAUACCUUGCUUCUUUCUGUCGCAAAUAAAUUUGCAGUCUGUUCAUUCUCUCACUUUUGCUAUUGUUCUCUUCCAAAUCGCCUACCUCUUGUUCCUACGCCCGCUCUUACGUCACGCCUUGAAAACAACAUACACCAUGGCGACCCAAGUCCACUGCGCAUACUGCUUUGAAAGCCUGGUUGCGAGCCUCGAGAAGCGGCCCGCCCUGAGCCUGGCCCAAACCGAAGUCAUGUGGAGAAAAUCAAACGCUGGGAUGGAAGAUGAACCCGUUGAAGCAGCAGGCGCAUUGUUGAAGCCCGCUGCUGUAUCACGUAUCCUGGCCUCGCCAUCUUCAUCAAGCAGCUCCUCAAGUCUGCCAAGUGCGAGUUCUACGCCUAGUGGAGCUAGCAGCAGUGAAACAAACAGCAGCAUUACAAGCCAAAACAGCAGCACAACCAACCUAGAUGAUAAGGCGACGAGACAAGAGCAAGACUCAGACUAUGACGAAGAGGAAGAAGAAGAACACCCCUUGUUCGUGACCUGGAACACCAUCUCGCCAGGAAGCCACGAAAGGCGACUUCGCGGCUGCAUCGGCACUUUUGAGCCCCUCUCCCUCUCCACAGGCCUUUCUUCAUACGCCCUCACCUCUGCCUUUGACGACACACGCUUCCCGCCCAUUACUAAGCAGGAACUCCCAUCUCUCGAGUGCGCAGUUACGCUCCUCACGCACUUUGAGCCCGUCGACGAUCCCAUGGACUGGGAGGUCGGCGUCCACGGUCUGCGCAUCAGUUUCACGGACAAGGGCCGCCGCUACGGCAGCACGUACUUGCCUGAUGUGGCGCGCGAGCAAGGUUGGAGCAAGGAAGAAACGAUUGUCAGUCUGAUGCGCAAGGCGGGGUGGGGUGGCCGCAAGAGCGAGUGGAGGGCUGUCAAGAUCAAGGUCGUGAGGUAUCAAGGGAAGAAGGUUAGUCUUGCGUGGGAUGAGUGGAAGGCAUGGCGGGAUGAGGUCGAUGAGCAGAUGAAAUAUGCUCAUUGAUUGCGGUAAUGAGGUUAGAGAGUUUAAUGCAGAGCAGUAUUGGCUUCAUGAACUUUUUCUUUUUUUGCUUAGACAGUAUCUCUUUUCUGGCAUUUUAUACUUUCACUUCUCUUUUGGGCAUUGGUAUAGAGGCUUCAUCCAUGCGUACACAUUCUAGAUCAUACGACUCUGGUGACUAUAUACUGGAUUGUGGAUAGAACAGUAUUACACGACGAUUACCAACCGAGCUGGGCAGCGGAACACGCCGAUACGAAUACGACAAAUCAAAGAAGUAGAAUUAUGCG